GGAAAAAGAAUUCGGAAAAGUAAGACUGGCAAUAGCCGACGGACUGAUAGAGGGAAAGCUCACAACUGCUCCGGGGGCCGGAAAGAAGCGGGUAACAACGGCGUCGUUACAUUCUAUGCAACGCAUAGUGGAGAAGAAAAAGGCUGUCUCUGCCAAAAGCAAGUUCGGAUCCCAAAAGGUCAUUUUCUUGUGCUGCGAGUGACUUAAAAGACCAAAGAUUUCACUUAAAGGGCCCUAGUUCAAAACCAACAUGCAAGCUGCUUCUCAUUGUUAUCCUCUUCACUUUUCCGGAAGAGGCAGCUAUAGUAAGGUGAGUCAUGUAAAUGUAAACGUUUUGAGCUUGAAUUGGCUUCCUCAGAGAUUUGACUUCAAUCAAGGAGCUCAGAUCUGUAAGGUUCUAAAACCUAUCAAACUGAAAAGAUUCUGUGUGAUUCCUAACUCUAAUGAUGGUCAUCCAAGUCUUCCUGUCUCUGAAGAGGACACAACUGCAUCUAAAGAGGAUGCAUCUACAGUGGAAGAAUGGGAAAAUGGAGGAGAAACAUUUUUGAGUAAGUGGUCACCUCCCAGGUACUUAUGGAGGGGACUAUCAGUUCCUAUCUUGGCAGGGCAGGUUAUUAUUAGGAUCAUAAAGGGUAAAGUCCACUGGAGGAAUACUCUUCAACAGUUGGAAAGAGUUGGACCUAAGUCGGUUGGUGUCUGUCUGCUAACAGCAGCUUUUGUCGGCAUGGCCUUCACUAUCCAAUUUGUUAGAGAGUUCACUAGAUUAGGGUUAAACAGAUCUGUUGGUGGGGUAUUGGCCCUUGCCUUUUCAAGAGAGCUAAGUCCAGUUGUCACAUCAAUUGUAGUUGCUGGGCGUAUCGGUAGUGCAUUUGCUGCUGAACUGGGCACUAUGCAGGUAUCUGAGCAGACUGACACGUUGAGAGUUCUCGGUGCAAAUCCUGUUGAUUAUUUGGUGACACCAAGAGUGAUUGCGUCUUGCAUAGCCUUACCUUUUUUAACCCUAAUGUGCUUUACAGUUGGUAUGGCAUCCAGCGCCCUUUUGGCUGAUGGCGUUUAUGGAAUUAGCAUAAACAUAAUUUUGGAUUCUGCUCAGAGAGCUCUUAGAUCAUGGGACCUUAUUAGUGCAAUGAUUAAAUCAGGGGUGUUUGGUGCUAUUAUAUCCAUCAUAAGCUGUGCUUGGGGGGUCACCACAUUGGGAGGUGCCAAAGGGGUUGGAGAGUCGACUACUUCAGCAGUAGUUUUAUCUCUUGUUGGCAUAUUCAUAGCUGACUUUGCUCUCUCUUGUUGUUUCUUCCAGGGUGCUGGCGAUUCGCUGAAGAAUUGUGUGUGACAUUUCUAAUGUUUUCCCAAUUUUGAAGUUUCAAGAUGUUAAAUUUUGUAGCCAUUAUUUUAUUGUUUCAAGAGAAUCCGCACCGGUGAUGAACGAAAAA
This is a messenger RNA of Nicotiana attenuata, 1430 nucleotides long. RefSeq names its product protein TRIGALACTOSYLDIACYLGLYCEROL 1, chloroplastic. Gene Ontology annotation, biological process: phospholipid transport. The record is from RefSeq and is a predicted model, not a curated record. Gene Ontology annotation, cellular component: ATP-binding cassette (ABC) transporter complex. The transcript is spliced from 3 exons. The coding region runs from base 251 to 1330 and encodes 359 amino acids. NCBI's taxonomy places the organism in Eukaryota, Viridiplantae, Streptophyta, Magnoliopsida, Solanales, Solanaceae.